Molecule: messenger RNA, 1455 nt
Organism: Salvia miltiorrhiza (redroot sage)
Lineage: Eukaryota; Viridiplantae; Streptophyta; Magnoliopsida; Lamiales; Lamiaceae
Exons: 2
Coding region: 1-1455 (484 amino acids)
Molecular function (GO): RNA-DNA hybrid ribonuclease activity; nucleic acid binding
Source: RefSeq, a predicted model, not a curated record
AUGACUAAAGAGAGUUGUGGGAUAGGCAUUUACAUUCGUACUCCUCUGGAUGAUGAGCUCCAAUUCGCUAUUAAAUAUGAACAAAGGUUAUCCAAUAACGAGGCCGAAUAUGAGGCUGUGGUUAAGGCCUUACAAUUUUUGGCAGAGCUAGGAGCUGAGCAAGUGCGAAUGAAAUCCGAUUCUCAACUCGUAGUACAACAACUGCUGGGAGAAUACGAUGUGCGAGAGGAUAGGAUGAUAGCUUAUUAUACUCGGGCUCAAGAACUGAUGGCUAAAUUCCAAGAGUGUCACAUUGAACAAAUUUCGUGGGAGCAGAAUAAUAGAGCUGAUUUAUUAGCCAGAAUGGCUAGCACGGUUGAGCAGAGCUGGACUAAUAAGGUGACUUUGCUUUGUGAGCCUUAUUAUGAAGAAUCCCAGCAGAUACUUACUCUGGAAGAACGGGAUGAUUGGAGGAGUCCGAUUGUGCACUUUUUGAAAAUGAGAGAGCGACUAAAUCCGAUCGUGUCUCAGCGAUGCCUGUAUCACCGGUACUGCUUGAUUAAUGAUCAAUUGUAUAAGCGAUCUUUCACCCAUCCUCUGUUAAAAAUUUUAUCACCCGAAGAAGCUCAAUACGCGCUUGAUGAAAUCCACCAGGGUUACUGUGGAAAUCAUGUUGGAUAUAAAGAUCUAUUACGAAAGAUAAUCAAAGUUGGGUUUUAUUGGCCACAAAUGGGAGAGGACGCCAAAAAAAUUGUGAAGAAAUGCAUCGUAUGUCAGAAACACGCACCAAAGAUCAACGUGCCAGGCGAAACUAUGGGAGCUAUGUAUGCUACUGCCCCCUUCGACAAAUGGGGCAUCGACAUUGUGGGGAAACUCCCUACUGCUUCAGGAGAAUGGACAUCAUACAGAGAUUUGUGUCCGCAGCUCAUCCACAAGCUAAUGGACACGUGGAACUCACUAAUCGCACCAUAUAUAUGUGAUGGUUUGAAAAAGCGUCUCGAGAAGAGUAAGGACAAAUGGGUCGAGAAGUUAGAUGGAAUUUUGUGGGCACACAGAACUAGCCCAAAGACGGCCACCGAGGAGGCACCAUUUACUCUGGUCUAUGGAUCCAUAGUUGUCAUACCAGCAGAUGUGCGACUCACGUCUAAUAGGAUCCUGCACUAUGAGCCAAUUCAGAACGAAGAACUCAGACAGAUAGAUCUGGACCUCAUCGACUUACACAGGGACAUGGCUGUACUCAGAGCUGCCAAAUACAAGACUAUCAUCAAUGCAAGAUUUGAUAAGAAAGUAACUACUCGAAGGUUUGAAAAAGGGGACUUAGUAUUGAAGAGGGUGGAUGCACUUAAGAAAAUGGGGAAAUUCGAUACCAUCUGGGAAGGACCCUUCGUGGUUACAGAGGUGCUGGGGGAGGCGCAUAUCACUUAUCAGACAGCGAUGGAAGACCUCUUACUCGUCUGUGAAAUAUUAACACUUUGA